AUGGCGCAUGAGGACUUUGGCGACCUGGAAUACCUGGACCCCCAUGUGGACAUAUUCUCUCUGUUUCAGCCUGCAUACUACCUGCAGCACUAUUCGCGGCUGUACUUCAGCGACCAGCUGGGAGCGGCGAGCGUGGAGUGGAGCAGCAAGCGCAUGACGCUGUGCGCCGGCACGUGCCAGCUGCACGGCAACGGCGGAGGCGUCGUAAUCAAGCUCAGCGAGCCGCUGCUGCAGUUCCGCCCGCUGCGCGACCUGAAGGACACGCUGCUGCACGAGAUGAUCCACGCGCUGCUCUUCCUGGACGGGCGCUGGCGCCAGGACGGGGACCACGGACCCCUCUUCAAAUCUUACGCCAAGGCCAUCAACGAGGCCACUUGUCCAGACCACCAGCGGCCAGUGGGCGGUUACAACGUCACUGUAUACCACACGAUGCACGCGGAGGUGGACGAGCACCGCAAGCACAGGUGGACGUGCCAGCGCUGCGGCAACACCAUCAAGCGCGCUAUGAACAGGCCGCCGCAGCCCGCGGACUGCGUCACCACGCGCGGCAAGGGCGAGGUGCCCUGCGGUGACACGCGCUGCUCCCACUGCAUGCAUGCCCGACACUGCGGGGGCCAGUACGACAAGGUGAUGGAGCCGGAGGGCUACUCCAGCAAGGGCGGCAAAGGCAGGGCAAAGAAGGGCACAGCGGGCGCAGAGCAGCAGCAGCCGCCCGGCAGCGGCACCAGCGGCGGUGGACACAAGCUGGGCGGCGGCGGCGGCGACGGCAACGGCAGAGGGGACAACGGUUCAGCUGGCGGCAGCGGCGAGCGCGGCAGCGAUGAGCCGGCCCUAGGCUCUGGCCAAGGCAGCAGCAGCGUCGGUGGCGACGGGCCGCCGCCGGCGCAGCUUGAGCGCGCAGCAGGAGGCUCGGAAGCCCCCAACAUGGGAGACCCCGAGGACGAGCAGGCGGCCCCGUUGUCGGCGGCCGAGCUGCGCCAGCGGGCCCUGGACGCGGCGCUGGCGCGCAUGCAGCGGGCGCAGGGCCGCAGGGCGGGGCCGCAGCAGGGCGGCGUGACGCGCUCCCGCUACUCGCCCGACCUGCAUUUCGAGGACCCGAUCACGCGGCUGGACGGGCUCGAUGCGUACAUACUGAUGGUCAGGGCCAUCAAAACUGCCUUCAAGGUGACGUUUGACCUGCACACCCUGGACGUCACCGGUCCCGACGAGAUCUCAGCCAGGCGAGUUGACCCCACCAGCGGCCUGAUCACGAGCCACGUUGACACCUGGGACGCAGUGACCAACAACUCGUUCCCCUCUGCAGAAGGCAUCGCGCUCGUCGUCAAGCAGAUCCCAACCAUCUUGCCGCUGCUGGAUCAUCACCUGGGGCUGACCAACCAGUUUACGUCCUCGUAA
This is a messenger RNA of Monoraphidium neglectum, 1395 nucleotides long. Its product is annotated as putative Zinc finger RAD18 domain-containing. Gene Ontology annotation, molecular function: single-stranded DNA binding; polyubiquitin modification-dependent protein binding; metalloendopeptidase activity. The transcript has 13 exons. Gene Ontology annotation, biological process: DNA damage response. Lineage: Eukaryota; Viridiplantae; Chlorophyta; Chlorophyceae; Sphaeropleales; Selenastraceae. The record is from RefSeq and is a predicted model, not a curated record. Bases 1 to 1395 code for a protein of 464 amino acids. Gene Ontology annotation, cellular component: nucleus.